Messenger RNA from Rangifer tarandus platyrhynchus (Svalbard reindeer), 330 nucleotides. The record is from the annotation of a GenBank genome assembly. Lineage: Eukaryota; Metazoa; Chordata; Mammalia; Artiodactyla; Cervidae.
AUGCGAGCCUGGGAGCCCCCAGGGUCGCACCGGCUCCGCGCCCCCGGCCGGGUCUGCACGCACAGGAGCGAGCAAUGCCGUCCCCUACCUGGGUGGGAAAUCCGCACGCGGCCGCCUCCGGGUGCGGGCGGAGCGGUGUACGUCCCGGUGGCCCGGCCGGCUGCUCGGGAGAACGCGGCGCUGGGGCGAUCCCGGCGGAGGCAGGAGUCCGCGGGUGUCACACCUGCAUCACGGCGCCCGCGCCGCCGCAGCGCGCAGCGCGCCCCCGCCACACCGAGCACCCAGGGCGGGAGGCUCCUGGGUCCUCUACUCAGCGGGAUCAGAUCCUAA